AAAUACGAAUCUGGAAGCUGAAAUCAGGUUGCCCAAGAAUUCAAACUUCUUGAAUUUAUAGAUUUCAGAUACAUCAAUAUCAAUAUCAACAUCAACAUCAUCAUCAUCGUGCUGAAUUUAAUACGUUUACCCCCAAUUUAGAUUUCAAAGAUGGUUCCAGGAAACAUGUAUAGCGAAUUCGCUAUAAUUUCGAUUGGUGAAUUCUAGACGCCAUUAUCGCAAUUCACCUUCAACUUGAUCCUUACCCCCAUUUUCGGUUUCUUUUCCCAUUUCUAUAAUCGAAUCAAAUUUCACUUACGGGAUCAUCUGGUUUCAAGAAAUUUGAAGGUAAUUCUCUGAUUAUGUUCGUGUUCUUCGUUUGAGUUUGAUUUUUUUUUUUGUAAUAGUUUAGGGUUUGUUAGAUCUAAUUGUAGAAAUCCCAAUUAAAAACCCUAAGUUUAAUUGAACCUCUUGGGUUGUUUUGAAGAUUGGUUUGAUUGAAGAUCAAGAAUUGUGAUUCUUCCCUAAUUCAAAGUUGAAGAACUCUCUCUCUCUGUUUGUAUAUAUAUAUACAUAUACAUAUAUCUCUAUAUAUAUAAUAGUGUUGUUUGAAUGGAGAAUAAUUAUAAUCAAUCAUCUCAAUAUAAUCCUUACCCAUAUGGUUACCAUCCCAAUUCAGCUCCAUAUCCACCACCUUCAAAUUAUCCACAAUACCCACCUCCAAAUUCAGCUCCUUAUCCUCCAUAUCCCCAACCAUAUCCAUAUCAAUCACCACCACCACCACCGGCCCCGCCAGGAGGACCACCGCCACAGCCACAUCCCGUCCAGUCGGAGUACUGGUACCCUCCUCCACAACCCUAUCCCGCUUUACCUCUUCCAUAUCCAUAUCCUACAUAUGGGUACCCUCCGCCCCCACCAUCUCACUACCACCAAGAAAGUGGUGGGGGCGGUGGCGAUGGUGGUGGUGUUAGUGGGAGUAAUCCUGCCGCCAUUCAGCGCCCUUCGUUAUACCCUGGUGAAGAGGAUAUUUCGUCAAGCAGCUCUAAUCCGUACUACCCUCCUAUAGAUCAUCACCUAGCUCAUUUAUCUUUGUCGGAAAAUGUACCAUCCGCCCCCGCAUCUCCACCUGCACCGGCGGCAGCGGAAACAGCACCACCAGCUGUCACUCCGAUCUACCAAAGCGUGAGUGCAAAAUACGAGUCCGAAAGUAGUUUCUACACGCAUCGUCCUAGUGAUUCUUUUUCAAGUUUUGAAGGGUCUUAUUCUCAUAGUGGACCGCUUGAACUUUCACAAUCUCCAACUUUCGGACACACCCCUUCGUUUAUCGAUCCGGAAAACAGUGAAAAGUUUCAGAUGGUACCGUUUGGGACGAAAAAGGCGUUAAAAGUGUUGCUUUUACACGGGAAUCUUGAUAUAUGGAUUCACGAUGCAAGAAACCUUCCAAACAUGGACAUGUUCCAUAAAACAAUGGGGGAUGUUUUCAACCGAUUACCCGGAAGCAAAGUUAAGAUUACUAGUGAUCCAUACGUCUCAAUUGGUAUAACAAAUGCCGUGAUCGGAAGGACUUACGUGAUUAGUAACAGCGAAAAUCCCAUUUGGAAACAACACUUUAAUGUCCCUGUUGCACAUCACGCUGCCGAAAUUCAUUUUCUUGUAAAGGAUAGUGACGUUGUUGGGUCUCAACUUAUCGGAGUCGUGGCAAUCCCGGUUGAAAACAUAUACUCGGGAUCUAGAAUUGAAGGAUUCUUUCCGUUAAUCAAUACAAACGGAAGACCGUGUAAGAGCGGAGCUGGUUUAAGACUCACGAUGCAAUACACUUCAAUGGCGAAUUUGAGUUUAUAUCAUAACGGGAUUGGAGCUGGUCCUCAGUACUUUGGAGUUCCGGGGACUUAUUUUCCGUUAAGGAGAGGUGGGAGAGUGACAUUAUAUCAAGAUGCACAUGUGCAUCAUGGGAGUCUCCCGGAUUUUAAGCUCGAGCAAGGCAUGCACUACGUUCACGGGACUUGUUGGAUGGAUAUCUUUGAUGCAAUAAGUAAAGCCCGACAUCUUAUUUAUAUCACCGGAUGGUCGGUCUGGCAUAAAGUGAAACUAGUCCGUCAGGUGCCCGGUACACCGGAAUUUACCCUCGGAGAUCUUCUGAAAUUGAAAUCACAAGAAGGUGUCAGGGUUUUGCUUCUUGUUUGGGAUGAUCCUACUUCACGGAACAUUUUGGGCUACAAGAUAGAUGGACUAAUGGCUACCCAUGAUGAAGAAACUCGGCAUUUUUUUAAGAACUCUUCAGUGCAAGUGUUGCUUGUUCCUCGUAUGGCUGGAAAAAGACAUAGCUGGAUCAAGAAGCAGGAAGUUGGAACUAUCUACACGCACCACCAGAAAACCGUGAUUGUUGAUGCUGAUGCUGGAUAUGGUAGAAAAAGAAUUGUAGCUUUUGUUGGAGGACUUGACCUAUGCGAUGGCCGAUAUGAUUCUCCGCAACAUCCCUUAUUUAGGACUCUAAGUACCGUUCAUGCAGAUGACUUCCAUAAUCCUACUUUCACGGGUAAUCUUGUUGGUUGUCCAAGAGAACCAUGGCAUGACAUGCAUAGUAAAAUUGAUGGUCCGGCGGCAUAUGAUGUCAUGACCAACUUUGAAGAACGAUGGUUAAAGGCUUCAAAACCUCAUGGCUUGAAAAAACUAAAGACUACAUAUGAUGAUGCUUUGCUUAGAAUAGAAAGGGUGCCGGAAAUUUUGGGUGUGAAUGAUCAACCUUGUCUUAGUGACCAAGAUCCUGAAGGAUGGCAUGUACAGAUUUUCCGUUCAAUUGAUUCAAACUCCGUCAAAGGCUUUCCAAAGGAUCCGAGGGAAGCUACAACCAAGAAUUUGGUUUGUGGCAAGAAUGUGAUGAUUGAUAUGAGUAUACAUUCGGCUUACGUAAAGGCAAUUCGUUCCGCCCAACAUUUCAUCUAUAUCGAGAACCAAUACUUUAUCGGAUCAUCAUACAAUUGGAGUUCAUAUAAAGACUUGGGUGCCAACAAUUUGAUUCCAAUGGAGAUUGCACUUAAAAUUGCUAGUAAAAUUAAAGCACACGAAAGGUUUGCUGUAUAUGUCGUCAUCCCUAUGUGGCCAGAGGGUGUCCCUACAGGCUCUGCUACACAACGUAUUCUAUUUUGGCAGAACAAGACGAUGCAAAUGAUGUAUGAGACUAUCCACAAGGCUUUAAUUGAAGUUGGGCUCGAGGACGCAUUUGCACCACAAGAUUUCUUGAAUUUCUUUUGUCUGGGAAACCGUGAAUCAGCUGGUCCAGACGCUGAUAUAGAUGGCGAGAGCGCUGGUCUGGGAAAUACUCCCCAGGGACUUGCUCAUAAGAGCCGGCGAUUCAUGAUCUACGUUCAUUCAAAAGGCAUGAUAGUUGAUGACGAAUAUGUAAUUAUUGGAUCUGCAAAUAUUAAUCAACGCUCUUUGGAGGGAACCCGAGACACAGAGAUCGCAAUGGGAGCAUACCAGCCUCAUCAUACUUGGGCAAAGAAACUCUCGAGUCCCAAAGGGCAGGUAUAUGGAUACCGAAUGUCUCUUUGGGCCGAGCAUAUUGGCCUUGUUGACGACCUCUUUACGCAACCGGAAACUAUAGAAUGCGUAAGACGUGUGAGAUCAUUGUCUGAAGCUAACUGGAAACAAUUUGCAGCCGAUGAGGUAUCGGAUAUGAGAGGCCAUCUCUUGAAAUAUCCGGUUGAAGUGGAUCGAAGGGGAAAGGUAAGAUCGCUUCCAGGAGUUGAAAAUUUCCCAGAUGUAGGUGGUCAAAUUAUUGGAUCAUUUCUUGGCAUUCAAGAGAAUUUAACUAUUUGAUGAAUCUUUUUUGACAGUUCUUUUUGUUUUUUGGAUUUUCAAGAUUAGGGUUCUUGAGAUUUUUGAUAUAGAGUUUAUAUGAUGUAAAACCAAUUCUGUUGUUGUAGUGUUGUUGUCAUGUGCAGUGUGUUUGAUCUUCAUAUUAUGUUGUAGAUUGGGCCAACUUUGUUUU
This is a messenger RNA of Cynara cardunculus var. scolymus (artichoke), 3970 nucleotides long. RefSeq names its product phospholipase D gamma 1-like. The record is from RefSeq and is a predicted model, not a curated record. The coding region runs from base 592 to 3798 and encodes 1068 amino acids. Gene Ontology annotation, biological process: phospholipid catabolic process. Gene Ontology annotation, molecular function: D-type glycerophospholipase activity. Gene Ontology annotation, cellular component: plasma membrane. The transcript has 10 exons. Lineage: Eukaryota; Viridiplantae; Streptophyta; Magnoliopsida; Asterales; Asteraceae.